Molecule: messenger RNA, 999 nt
Organism: Exserohilum turcica Et28A
Lineage: Eukaryota; Fungi; Ascomycota; Dothideomycetes; Pleosporales; Pleosporaceae
Exons: 2
Coding region: 1-999 (332 amino acids)
Source: RefSeq, a predicted model, not a curated record
AUGCAAAGGACCGUCGUUACCAUCAACAGCAAUGGCCGCCAGGCCGCGAGCUUCAUUCGCGUGGCCGCCGCAUUAGGCUGGCAGGUGCGGGCGCAGAUGCGCGACCUGAACGGAAUAGUCGCCCGCGAGCUCGCCGAGCUCGACAACGUCACCGUCUUCAUCGGCGCGCUCGAGGACAAGAAAUUUCUCGACGACCUGUUCCGCAGUGCGCAGUGCGCCUUCAUCAAUACCACGCACUGGGGAGACGAGGUUGCCAUUGGCCGAGCGCUAGCCGAUGCCGCAAAAAAGGCCUGCAUCCAACACUACAUCUACUCGAGCAUGCCCGACCACUCCGUCUUUGGCCACGGCUGGAAAGCCCUGCCCAUGUGGGCGCCCAAAUUCACCGUCGAGCAGUAUGUCCGCCAGAUUGGCCUGCCUGCGACGUUUGUCUAUUGCGGCAUUUACCACAACAAUUUUACCGGCCUCGAUUUCCCGCUAUUUUGCAUGCAGCAUCAGUAUGACGGCAGCUUUGUGUGGCAGGCUCCCUUUCACCCAGACCAGCCACUCCCGUGGCUGGACUCGGAGCACGAUGUAGGCCCAGCCAUUUUCCAACUAUUUAAGGAAGGUCCACGCAAGUGGAACGGCAAGCGGGUGCCUCUGGCCUUUGCCUCGAUGACGCCCAAGGAGGUCUGCAAGGCCUUCAGUACUGGUCUUCGGAGGCCAGUCCGCUACAAGCGGGGCCCCAUAAUGAUCAACGUUCCCACACCCGCAGGCUACCGGGAGCAUCUUGCCGCCCUCGAGUACACGCUGGGCGAGCGAGGCGCACCCUACUUUGGUCCUGAUCUCGAACCCGACGUCCCUACCGCCGCUCUAUCGCUAUGGGAAGGAAACCGCUCCAUGGAAGAGUACGCCCAGGAGGUCUUCCCGGUGGAGGAGGCCGCCAACGGCCUCACUUGGAUGGAAGAGGUAGAGACGCCUAGGAGAGAGAUUGAGAUCGACUUUGAACAAAUCAAUUGCUGA